Molecule: messenger RNA, 3373 nt
Organism: Sebastes umbrosus (honeycomb rockfish)
Lineage: Eukaryota; Metazoa; Chordata; Actinopteri; Perciformes; Sebastidae
Product: vang-like protein 2
Exons: 8
Coding region: 866-2443 (525 amino acids)
Biological process (GO): Wnt signaling pathway, planar cell polarity pathway; establishment of planar polarity; multicellular organism development
Cellular component (GO): plasma membrane
Source: RefSeq, a predicted model, not a curated record
GUGGAAAAUGUGUUGAAAUGCUGCUGGUGCUGCUGGUGCUGCUGGUUUAUCUGGGUACAUGCUGAGCUGCUGUAGAGCAGACGGAGAGAGGAGGAGGACUCGGUGCACCGGAGGAGAUCUCCGGUUUCUACAAACAAUAGUCGACAGGACGCGAUGGUCGCCUGUUUUUUUAAAACCGCAGGGAAGUUUCGGACCCUCAUCGGCCCUAUUGUUGUCCUCACCGAGGCCACGUAGCUCCGUGGAGCGGCUUUAAACGCGUUUAUAUAUGUAUGGAGGAUAAAACACGUCCAGACUGAGAUGCGCGUGGAGGGAAUCAUCGGGUUUGAUUGUAGGCCGAUGGUUUUGAUGAUUUCUCUCCGUGGUGAAGGACUGCUGGGAAUUUGAGUGCGUCCAUUCAUUUACUGUGUUGGAAAAAGGAAAGGCGGAAGAAGGAAAAGGGACGAGCUCAUUUGGAUCAUUUGGCAUCAGGACUAGUCCAGACCAGUGUGGCCUGGGAGUCUCCCAUUGUCCUCCAGACUACAACACACUCCUCUCUCAGUCUCUAGGUCGAACAACUCUUCAUAUAUUCACACCCAAAUGCUCCUCACAAUCGAAGCCGACUCAUCUCUCCCCCGCGGCUUCUCUCCUACCCGCCGUCCUCUCCCACCCCUCUUCUCCUCCUCUCCCUUCUCCUGCUCCCUCCUUGUCGGCCUCCAAGAUAGAUUCCCUCAGGAGUAAGGUUGAACUGCUCAAGCUGCCCCUGGCUCUCACCACCAAGUCCAUCUCCGAGCGCAAGAGCCAGCUUGGAGGAGUCGGCGAGCAUCGCGGCACGGGGGGAGGAGGAGGAGGCGGGGCUCGUAAAGUCCGCUCACCGCCGACCCGAGAAAUGGACAACGAGUCGCAGUACUCGGGCUACUCGUACAAAUCCUCCCACUCCAGAAGUUCCCGCAAGCACAGGGACAGGAGGGAUCGCCACCGCUCUAAGAGCCGAGACGGCAGCAGUCGGGCAGACAAAUCGGUCACCAUCCAGACUCCUGGAGAGCCGCUGCUGGAUGCCGAGUCAACCCGCGGAGAUGAAAGGGAUGAUAACUGGGGCGAGACCACCACGGUGGUCACCGGCACCUCAGAACACAGCAUCUCUAACGAGGACCUGACCCGCGUCACCAAAGAUUUGGAGGAGUCGACUCCCCUGGAGUGCAAGCGCUUCGUUGGCCCGGCUCUGGGAGGCUGCCUGAGCUUCUUCGCCCUGGUCACACCUCUAGCCUUCCUCAUCCUCCCGCAGGUCCUGUGGCGUGACGCCCUCAAGCCCUGCGGCACGCCCUGCGAAGGCCUCUACGUCUCCCUGGCCUUCAAGCUGCUGGUCCUGCUCAUCUCGUCCUGGGCGCUGUUCCUCCGGCCGCCCCGCGCCACACUCCCGCGCUUCUUCGUCUUCCGCUGCCUGCUGAUGGUGCUGGUGUUCCUGUUCGUAGCGUCCUACUGGUUGUUCUACGGCGUGCGGGUGCUGGAACCCCGGGAGGAGGACUACAGGGGGAUCGUGGAGUACGCCGCCUCGCUGGUGGAUGCCCUGCUGUUCAUACAGUACCUGGCUCUGGUGCUGCUCGAGGUGCGACACCUGCAGCCGGCCUUUUGCCUCAAGGUGGUGCGGAGCACGGACGGAGCCAGCAAGUUCUACAACGUGGGCCACCUCAGUAUCCAGCGGGCAGCUGUCUGGGUGUUGGACCGUUAUUACAACGACUUCUCCGUCUACAACCCGGCGCUGCUCAACCUGCCCAAGUCCAUCCUGUCCAAGAAGAUGACCGGCUUCAAGGUUUACUCUCUGGACGAAAGCACCACCAAUAACUCCACAGGCCAGUCCCGGGCCAUGAUAGCAGCUGCUGCCCGGAGGAGAGACAACUCCCACAACGAGUUCUACUACGAAGAGGCCGAGAUGGACCGCAGGGUCCGAAAACGCAAGGCCAGGUUGGUCGUGGCAGUGGAAGAGGCCUUCACGCACAUCAAGCGUCUCCAUGAAGACGAAGUCGCCUCGUCCCCGAAACACCCUCGGGAGGUGAUGGACCCUCGGGAGGCGGCUCAAGCCAUCUUCGCCCCGAUGGCCCGAGCCAUGCAGAAAUACCUGAGGACCACCCGGCAGCAGGCCUUCCACAGCAUGGAGAGCAUCCUCACACACCUGCAGUUCUGCAUCACACACAACAUGACUCCCAAGGCUUUCCUGGAGCGUUACCUCUCCCCCGGCCCCACCAUGCAGUACCAGCAGCAGAACGGCAGGGGGCGCCAGUGGACCUUAGUGAGCGAGGAGCCGGUGACCUCGGCCCUGCGUCAGGGUCUGGUCUUCUCCCUGCGCCGCCUGGACUUCUCCCUGGUGGUCACGGUGACGCCGCUCCCCUUCCUGCGGCUCGGGGAGGAGUUCAUCGACCCAAAGAGCCACAAGUUCGUAAUGAGGCUGCAGUCGGAGACCUCGGUGUGAAGGCGUCUCCUUCUCCCGCGCUGUCCUCUCUUACCGUGCUCGCUCCUUGCUGGAUGUGGCGGGACAUGUGGAGGCCACGUGGUCCACUCCCAUAUCCAAUCAUUUCCUGUCUGUGACAUUCAAGGAGAGUCUGAAUCCUCCUCCUCCUGUUUUUAUGAUCACCACAGACGCUCUGAUAUCAAACUGUGAUCAGCUCAACGAUUGUUCAAACCUGGAAUCAAACAGAUGCCUUGACUCUUUCUUUUCCUUUGUUGUAAAGUCUUUUACAACACGCUGUAAAAAAACAAAACCAACCUUUUCUCUAAAGGGGACUUUUUCUCUUUUUGCCUCCUCUGUUGCUGUAACCACUGGACUACUUCACUGCGCUGACUCAACACAUGACCACCAGAGGAGGAGGAUUACAUCACAGUUGUCACUUCCUCUUUCUUGUGUCUUAAGAAACAGACUAACUGGAGCUCAGCUCUGACUGCGACGCUGGUGUACCACUGCCUUCUGGUUCCCUGUCAGUACAUCGUUUUGUUUGAGAUGACAAGGACUGUUUUUAUAUUAAAGGGUGUGACUUUUUUUUUUUUUUUUACUUACAGAAUGUAGCAUUAUGUGCUUUGAAUUAACAAGCGGCUUUUGGCCCAAAAUGUCUUUUUAUCUGACUGUAAAGAAACAUGGAAGUACAUUCCUGAGCUACUCCAGACUCUCUCUAUUCAUGAUUGUCUAAAUAUGCAGGUUUUGUUUUAUUCUACACUGGCAUGUUUACUAUUCAUUUUACAGUUUUAGAAAGAAAACUAAACAAAGACCCCAUGUGUGCCUGUUAUUAUCAUGCAAUCUGUAUCUGCUUAUCCUACCUGGAUAAGGAUGUCAAAGCAUAGGCCUGGUGUUAUUCUUUUUUAUUCUUAUUGUCAACAAAUCCCAUGAAAAUACAGAAAAUGACAAAAA